Schizosaccharomyces japonicus yFS275 is the source of this 6043-nucleotide messenger RNA. RefSeq names its product telomere length regulator protein Rif1. Gene Ontology annotation, cellular component: chromatin; chromosome, telomeric region; nucleus. The record is from RefSeq and is a predicted model, not a curated record. NCBI's taxonomy places the organism in Eukaryota, Fungi, Ascomycota, Schizosaccharomycetes, Schizosaccharomycetales, Schizosaccharomycetaceae. The coding region runs from base 162 to 4052 and encodes 1296 amino acids. The transcript is spliced from 3 exons. Gene Ontology annotation, biological process: telomere maintenance.
CUUUACAAAGCCUUUUUGUAUAGAGACAACUCCUUUCGACUUGGUCACCACCAGCUACAAACAUCGCUUCUACCAACCACAAAAGAAGUACUCGGUUGGGCGCCUGGAAUUGACUAGCGGAACCUCAAUCUCCUUGUCGUUUGACCUUCCCAUCUCAUGUGAUGACCCAGUAUACUAAUUUGAAAGGGAGUGCUGCAUCUGUUAUUGAACAACCAAGAACACCUGCAGAAAAACCGACACACUCUGCGCUCUCUACGGAAAAAAAACGGGUUGUCUUCAGUCCUCAUCCUGAUAAUUCACCAGGUGGAUUCUUGCCAAAACAUGGAAUCCCUAAAAAAAGCAUUUUAAAAAGCUCAACUUUGCAUUCUGAAAACAAUCCUUCAGAUGCAUUUCCUCCCGUAACCAACAAAUCUUCCAUUAAGGACCUCAGUAGUCUGUUUUCUCAAUGGUUGGUCGCUCUUGAGGACAGCGACCGACGGCGACGGGUUGAAACAUACUCUGCUGUUACUCCAUUCAUAAAAAGCUACACUGUUCAUCCAGAAAAUGAUCCUUUUCUUCGAGUUCUCGAUCGUUUCUGUGAAGCGUUGAAACGCGAUAUUUCCUCAGUGUCGAAUACAGGCGUACAUGAUUUCCAACUUAUGACUCAAGCUAAUCGCUUACUAAGUACGCUUUUGUGGCACCCAAGCAUUUCUCAGAAUAUUAAACUCGAUGAUGCCAAAUUUUUUAUAGAGCAUUCGGUUGUUGCUUUAGAGUCUAAACAACUGACAAAGCCUGCGGCCGUUCAACACCUACACUUACUUGCAUGCCAACGCUGCAAUACAGUCAUUACUGCAGCGUUGUGUGAUAGAAUUAUCACAUCCUGUUUAGGUGUUUCCUUUCCAUCCAUUUUGGUCGGGCAAGAGCAAAUCUCCGUAUUGAUAAAAAUGCUUUCUCAGUGUCCACAGAACUUGUCUCACAGGGCUAUGGAUUGGGCUCCAUGUUUGAUGAGCUGUCUUAUUGAUGCUAAUAAGGCGAUUCGUGAAAAAGCCUUAUUGUGGUCAUUGGAAACGGGUCAUGUGUUGUAUAGAGACAAACUUGUUGCACGAGCUGUUUUAGCAUGCUUGCGGGAAGCCGUGAACGAAAAAUUAUUUGUUCAGCUCGUAUACGAACGGUUUCAGACGAUAGCCACAGAAGAAGAUGAUGGUGUUUUUGUCUCACAUGCUUGGGCUGCAAUUAUCACUAUUUUAGGAGGUUCUCGCAUAUCAUCCUGGGAGCAUUUUAACACUUGGCUGAAAGUAAUUCAAGUGUGCUUUAACUCAACUAAUCCUUUAACAAAAUGCGCAGCACAAACUGCCUGGAUCCGCCUCAUUCAUGAGUUUUCCAGUUUCGACAGUGUUGCUCAAGCCUCCAAGAGAUUUGCUCUUUUGUGCCAACCAAUUGCAAUGGUUCUCAAAACCCGGAAUUCAUCUACCGUAAAGCAUGCUGCAAUGAAUGCUUUAAUUGCAUUGCUGUAUGCCACAUUACGUCCGGGUAUUACAAACAGUAUCAUGGAUCUAUUGUGGAAUAUGGUUAUUCAAAAUCUUAUUGAAAAUACCGCCCUAAAAAAUGACUAUUCAAUGGCGGAAUCAGUUAAUAUCCUACUUGCUCUCUUCGACACAUCUUCGACCAUUUUUUGGCGAGAGGAUCGGUUGCUGAGUCGAGAUUUGGUACAGUCUGACGAGCUACCUAAAAUAAGUUCAAAAUGGGUUCGUACGAAUUGUGAUCUUACAGUUAAACCUGUUGAGGCUGUUUUAUACGUAGCAAAGCCGCAACGCGCUUUACGUUCCACUCCAAGAAAACAUUAUCUAAUUGGUGGAAUUCCGUACCAACAAAGUCAUCGUUUAUGGAAUACCUACAUUAAAUGUUUGGCUAGUGCGGGCUUGAAGGAAAUUAAAACCUCGGAUGAAACCAUUUUGACCAUGUGUUGCAUUAGUAAUGCCCUGUUCCGUUUCCUACACAAAAAUCCAUUAAAGGAGUUUGAAACGCUGGUUGAACGGAUCCCCCGGUACGCAGAGCUUGUAAAAGGUGUAUUAGAGGCUUUUGGUGUGAAGCUUUGCAUCGAAAAGGCAUAUUAUGAGGAAUCCGAAGAACUAAAGCCUCUUGCGUCUAAAGGAUCAGAUGCAAAUUCGGAUGUUACGCUCACAAGUCCAUUUGUAUAUUGGUUAAAGACGCUUUUGCCUCUAGCUAAUGGUAGUAUGUUUACUACUGUGCAUACUGCAUUCUCUGCCGUGUAUGAGUACUUAGCAAAUUCAGCAAUGGGUUUGACGACAAAACUACAAACUUUAUUCGAUUGUACCUCCAUUUUAGGUGAAAGUGAUGACUUGACUCUAGCUAGGGUGCUUGUUUCUCAUGAAGUUACUGCGCUCGCUAUUCGUUCGCUAUCUUCUGUUCUUGAUAAGUUAUCGACUAGCAGGGGAACUGGUUCCAUUGAUGAUGAUUUUAAAAACGAAUGGGAUUUGUUAUUUCAAAUCCUAUGUUGGUGCGCCAAAAACUGUUCUCUUAGUGACUCGGACAGUGUAAAUACUUUACUUGAACACUUUGCGAAGAUGGUAUCUUCUUUGGAGGGUGAAGCUAGUGUUAUUGAUAUUGUCAUUGAACCUUUUUCUGCUGUUCUGUUUGAGAAAUUGUCCGUUGAAAACUACCGUGUUUAUUCGUUUACCAUGACUUUAAUGAAGCUUUCUGUCUUUCCAGUUUCUCUAUAUGCGCCGCUAGCCGGAAAACAUAUGGAAGUUAUACAUGGGGAAAGCGUUCUUUCGGAAUGUAAAUUUCCCAAAAUUACAUUGUCUCUUAUUGAUAAGGUACUGCUUUAUCUUCGUUCAACCGGACAGCCUGAUCUCCAGUUGCGCUUUAUUAAGGAAAUAAUCAGCUUUCUACAGCUUGUACCUCGGGUUGUUUUAGCUGACUUUCUUUUAACUAUGCUUGAUAGCUUAGGAGCUUGGAUUAAAAUUGAUUUUAGUAACUUGCCAAAGGAAAGGGAAAUUAUUGAGAAACUUUCUGCUACAGUUUUCGAUCGACUUCGGGAACUUUCAGAUUCACCCAAUUUCAUUCUACAAUAUUUAUUCCCACUUCUCAUUGAUGGCUUAACAAGUACAUCCAAGGCCAACCAAGCUAUCGCAAUUAAUUUUUGGAACGAAGUACUCGGCGGUUUCGAUGCCAAUGAGUAUCCAACCCAACUAUUGGAGACGCUAAUCAAGGUUUCACAAACCGGACACAUCGUCAUCCCCCCAUCCCAAAUAGACCACUUCGAUAUACUUCCAGAAAUUGUAUUACCUGGUAUAAAAGAUCUUCACGGAAAGUCAUCUAUUGAUGCUACUAAGUUUCCAGAUACUGCCCCUGCAAUUAUUGAUGAGUCUACGGAACAAACAUCAACCGAAGAAAAGGCAAAACCAUUGGCUGAUAAUCCUGUCGAACUCAACAAAGAGGCACCUUCCGUUGAAACUGAUGAAACAGAUAUGCAGUAUUCCGAUGAUGAUACGGAGGACGAGGAAAACUCACUUGCUGAAGUACUUCGUGUCUCAAAGUUAAAAAAAUCGCGACAAAAUGCUAAAAAGAAGGUGCACGUUGAAGAGAAAAUCAAUAUAUUGUCUGCUCCUGAAACUGACACCAAUGCUGACACUGUGCCUAAUAAUGACGAAGCUAUCAACUCUUCCCAGUCUUCCACUGAGGCUGUAGAGCCCACAGUUGAGGAGAAAGAAAUAAGGCUCGAUGAUGUUCCUGUUGCAUGGAUUGCUUCUGCUACGUCUUCAUCCAGAAAAAGACGUUCGGAUAAGGCCCCCCCUGUAACUAAUUCGCCCAAACCAACAAAAAAGCGUAAAACAGCUGUGCAGCCGAUUGUCACCGUUCCUACAAGCCCUCGUAAAAAGCUUGACAAAAAGUCUCUUGAGCAAUUGAUGACUCGACGGGAUGCGCUUGAUACAUUGGGUGAAGCAAUCGUCAAUGUUGAACAAAUCAUUGACGAUUUUCAACCUAAUGAAUUGAAACAAUUGGGUUCUUUCUUAAUUCGCCUUCAACAAUCACUCUUUUCUAAGUUUUAGACAUGUUCAACGACCGUAAUAUUUCAUAGAACAAAUAUUCAACUAAAUUGUGACAUCUAAUUACGAUGAUACUACUGCUAAUGCAUCGUAAAAAAGCUAGCGGCUAUGUGAGCGUCAAUGGAACUGGGAUAAGUUUUUCGUCAAGGUCUCGAAUGUUGUCAAACCAUUUAUGUUGCAAGGUUUGCUCAAUAGUAAGUCUGGCUUCAACGUUUCUAUCAAGCAACUUUCUUAUAAGAUCUGCACUUUCUUCAGAAAUUAUAUAAGGUAUGCGCAGUUCCGCGUCCAAAAUCUCUUCAAUCUAUGCCUGUUAGGAAAAUCGAAAGUUCAUUCACGGCGACUCAAUGAAAGUCAAACUUACAUUAUAAUAAGGAUUUUCACGAUACAGUAUUGUAUACAGAAGAACGCCUAGCGCCCAGAUGUCCUGUUCUUUACCCAGGUACUUCUCUCCUCGAAGUAAUUCUGGUGCAGCAAAGCCAACAGUUCCUCGAAAUGUAUCAAAGGGGCCUCUCCAAGUAACACUAGAGCUUCCAAAAUCAAUAAGCUUGGCCCACCCACGAUCAUCUAUGACUAUAUUUUCGUCUUUAAUGUCUCUGUGAAUAAUAUUAUAGGAGUGGAGAUGAGCGACGGCUAACACCAUCUGAUAAAAGAUUGCUUUACACUCCUCUUCAGGAAUUUUUUCUCGGACUUCAAUGUAGUCGAAUAAUUCGAUUGCAUUUCUGUGUGGCUCCAUCACCAGGUAGUAGUUGUCAUCAUCUUCAAAGUAUGAAAUCAUUUUCACAACGUUCGGAUGCGGCCGGUCAAUAAGGAAAUUAAGAACACUGAUUUCCAUAGGGACAGUGCCCAGCUGUCUGUCACGCAUCCAAGCAUCCAAGAGGAUGCGAGUCUUUAUAAUACAUUUGACAAUAAUUUCAUGGUCCCGUUUUCGUUUAUAUGAAGCUAGGCGUACCCGGCCAUAGGCACCAACACCCAAUUCUUUGAUUGUAUGGUAUGCAGAUAUUGUUGUUGGGGGCGAUUCCCAGUCUUCAGCUUCAUCAGGAAUGGAAGCUGGCUGCUGGUUUUCUGCUGCAUCUUCAAUAAUAGCAUCUUCAGCAAAAGUAGUCAAUACCCUAUAAGGAAGCAGUUCAUUAUACGCUAAUUGUUCAGAAGUGAACCUCAGCCAAACACCAUAUAUUACGUCCUCUCUGCCCGCAGAAACGAACGGUAAAGUCACGAUGUUGACAUUAACUUCAAUCAACGAACCGUCAGCAUGACAAACAUGUGGAUUCAUAGAUUCGGAAGAGCCAGCAUGCAUAGCGUUAUUAUAUGCAUGUCUAAAGUGAACUUCAGAUAUAACCUUUCCAGGAAGCAGUGUGUUUCCAUCUUGACAGAGCUGCGAUAACACUGCUUCAAAUUCUGGCAUAAUCACACUUAUGUGUUUUCCGUACAAAUCAUCUAGUCCCAACAAGUUCUCCAUGAGUGCUUCAUUCAAUGAAAACAUAAUUAGCCGGGAAUUCAAGAAUAGCAAUCCCGCCAUAUGUUGAAACACGUUGAACCGGUAAGUACUCUCACCGAUGGGAAAUAUAACACUAGGAAAAGCCGAUUCCGACUUGUUAUGGUGUGUUGUGAAUACUCGAUCGGACCAACUUGUUGGGAAUCGAGACGAAAGGAGGGAAAUGUCGAGUUCUUUGCCGGAAGUGAUACUGUAGACAUGCCCGUCUUCAGCAACAGUGAAGUCAUGAUAUGUACAUUCGACAGCUUCGAGAAUCCAAAUGAGCUGGUCACCCUUUUCCUUCACCCAAAAUGCCAUAAGACGCAAACCGUCUACAGUUUGGACCGGAAAUGUGUCACCACAAUAGAUGACUCUUUCCUCUAUUCCGGGUUCUGCUGGUGGAAAGGAUGAGAACUGUGCGCCCAGUUCUUCGGCAAAGUAAGGCGGGAAAAUGGUAAAGACUUUAAACUUGUUUAAUUGUGACCCGGCAAGUCCAAACAACAGACAAAAGUAAUCGUUCGCA